Messenger RNA from Gamsiella multidivaricata, 2569 nucleotides. RefSeq lists its product as uncharacterized. Gene Ontology annotation, molecular function: transcription regulator activity; DNA binding; protein binding. The transcript has 4 exons. The coding region runs from base 122 to 2503 and encodes 793 amino acids. NCBI's taxonomy places the organism in Eukaryota, Fungi, Mortierellomycota, Mortierellomycetes, Mortierellales, Mortierellaceae. Gene Ontology annotation, cellular component: MBF transcription complex; SBF transcription complex. The record is from RefSeq and is a predicted model, not a curated record.
GCAUGGGUUCCCAUCCGACACAUUCACCUACGCUCAUCGUCCACCCAGCUGUCUUCCCUUCUCUCCCAUCGCUCGAUUCUUACCAUCCACACACAUACCGCCCACAUCGCACACUCUGGGGAUGACCGACGCAGGCCACCACAUCUACACGGCUGUGUACUCGGGCGUGCCCGUUUAUGAGCUUAUGUGUCGCGGCAUCGCCGUAAUGCGACGCAAGCACGACUCGUAUCUGAAUGCCACUCAGAUUCUCAAGGUUGCAGGCAUCGAAAAGGGAAAGCGCACAAAAAUACUCGAACGCGAGGUCUUGUCCGGCGAGCAUGAGAAAGUCCAGGGAGGCUAUGGCAAAUACCAAGGAACCUGGGUUCCGUUUCAACGCGGAAAGAACUUGGCGAAGCAAUACAAAGUGGAGCCGUAUCUGCGCACGCUCUUCGAGUACGAGAUCCCAGCAGGAGAAUCUGAUACGGUUACGCCUACGAAGGAGAUGGUUCAGGCGGCCAUCAAGGCCAGGGAUGGACCCAAACCCAAGAAACUGUCUGGUUCGCCUAGGAUGAGUCCGGCAAUGAAGCGAGGCCGAAGCAGCUCAGCCAUGCCCAAUGCGUCAGGCUCACAAUCUUUCCACCACGCCUCUUCCAUGACACCAUCUCCACUCCACCCGUCCUUCAACGCAUCUUCGCCCUCGAUCCCACCUUCACCCCAAUGGCACACGGAACACCCGCCCAGGAAGAGAAUAAGGACUAAUAACUCACCGCCACCGCUACAUGAAUUCGACGACGACGGUCCAUCCCGACCGCACUUGAGCCAUUUCCCGUCCUUGGAUCAUCAUCAUCGUGGUCAGCACUCAUAUCAUCCACGCUCGUCGCACCCUGAUCACCGCGAUCCAUAUGAUGAAAGAGAUUAUGGUCAUGGACGUGGACCCGGAUAUCACCCAGAUCAACAGCUAGAGGAACCACCGUUGGAGGGGACCGAGAAGUACAGGACAAUCCUCAUGAGCAUCUUCUUGAACGACGACCAGGAACAGAUCCCAGAUCUAUUGACAAACCCGAUACCGCCGCCUGAUCUGGACAUCAACCUUGUAAUCGAUGACCAGGGCCAUACGGCUUUGCAUUGGGCGGCAGCGCUGGCGAGGAUAUCGGUAUUGGACUUGCUGGUGCAGAAGCAGGCGGAUAUUCGACGGGUCAACUAUAAUGGCGAGUCGGCACUGGUGCGAGCGGUGCUGGUGACCAACAACUUUGACAAGCAAUCGUUCCCGCAUGUGCUGAGUCUACUUCAUUCGGCGGUUCCUUUGGUGGAUCGGAAGAACCGGACGUUGCUCCACCAUAUUGCUGUCACCGCAGGAAUCCGUGGGCGAGAAACGAGCUCCCGGUAUUAUAUGGAAUGUUUGUUUGAGUGGAUCGCACGACAUGGAGGCGAUUUCGCAUCGAUUGUGGAUGUACAGGAUAAGAAUGGAGACACGGCGCUGACGAUUGCGGCGAGGGUUGGGGAUCGGUACCUGGCAAAGAUGUUGAUGGACGUUGGAGCGAAUCGUGAGAUUGAGAACAAGGUCGGUCUGAAGGCUGAAGACUUUGGUCUGGACGAUUUCCUGGCUGGUUCAUCAGGAGCUCCUCCUCCGUCACGUCCUGUCAAGCCAGCAUCCAAUGUCGAGUCGGCUCAAUCGAAGCCUUUUGCACACAGGGGCAAAGAUCUGAUGAAUGUUGUUCAAAAGAUGGUGGAUGAGCUCGAUCUGGAGUUCUCGCACGAGAUUAUGGCACGACAAGGACAGCUUCAGGAUACACAAGCCUUGCUUCGCCACGCAACCAGCGAGCUUUCAGACACCCGGCGGAUAAUCAAACUAUGCCGCAACAAAGUAUUACGGCUUGUGGAGGCGCAGCACAAGAUUAAGAACCUGGAGCAGUCUCUGGAGGAAGAAUCACAAAAGACACGGAGUCAGAAGGGCUAUUCUGGAGCACUGCGGCAAAAGGACAGUACUAAUGACGACAUUGAUCGACUGUUCUAUGUUGCUCCCCGACCGCCAUUAUAUGUUGUCGAGAGCACCAAUGGUAUGGGUGGUACCGAUGGUGUGGAGGACGGAUCAAAUGAUAUGGAGAGGGAGAGAGAGAUGCAGCUACGGAAGGAGGUGUUGUUGUUGCGGUCACGUAUUCUUGCGUACGAGCAGAAUGAGAAGGAGUUGGCGCAGGAACUGGUUGAGAUUACAGGCCAGUCGAUGGAUAAGGAGCUGCAGUGCCGGAAGGUAAUUUCAGUCUGCUGCAAUAUCCCGCUGGACAAGGUCGAUGAAAUGCUGGUGCCCUUGACGUUGGCGGUAGAGAGCGACGGAGCUAGUCUGGACUUGUCGCGGGUAGCAGGGUUCAUGAGCAAGGUAAAGCAGCAGGACGCUAUCGCAGCGACAGGAGCAGGUUCAGGGACGAAUACAGCAGUAAGGACAAGGGCAGGAGCUGGAGCUGGGAUGGCUGUAGGGGCAGGAAUAGGCGGGCCGCGGACAUCGUCUCCUCCUCCUACGGCAUUGUAAAUAUUAUCGACAGGAACGCUUUUUUUUUUUUUCUUUUGUAGACAAUCAAUCUUGGUAAUUUAUUUU